GACAAAGCGCAAAGCAAAGGUACAUGUGAACUUCUUUGGUUAUACAACUUCACGUUCCAGUUAUUCGAAUGAUACACAGUCUCAGACAGUAAUUGAACAGACAGAGAGAUAUAUUCAGCAUGUUAAUAAAACUAGCAGUUGUCCUCCUGAUGGCAGUUAUUUGCCAAGGAGAAAAACUGUUCUACAAGCCCAGGAUGAUAAAAGUUCUUCCUAGCAAUGAGAUUGAACCUCAAAAGAAACCAGAUUUUUGCAACAAACUUGACUGCCCUGAAUACAAAGUCAUAGAAUCUAGUUCGGGCUAUGAGUUGAGAGAAUAUACAGCCACACACUGGGUGUCCACUGCCCUAGCUGGAAUAGACUACAGCAAAGCAAGCAGCGAGAUGUUUAUGAAAUUAUUUGCAUAUAUCCAAGGGAAAAAUGCUAAAAAGGAAAAAAUAGCCAUGACAGCUCCAGUUUUGGUUCGACUUAUCCCAGGUCAGGGGCCAGCAUGUGAGAGCAACUUCACAAUGUCUUUCUUCAUGUCAAACAAAGUCGCAGAUCCACCAGCACCAACAGACUCUACAGUGACAUUAAAGAGUGCUCCAACAUUUAGGGCAUAUGUUCGACAAUUUGGAGGGUAUUAUAGGAAGAUUGAAGAUUGGAUCAAGGAAGCCCAGGAAUUGAUCAAGUCUAUAAAUGACCCCAGCAAGUAUCAUACUGAGUUUUACUUCACAGCAGGCUAUGAUAGUCCCUUCAGGAUCUUCAACAGACAUAAUGAAAUAUGGUUCAUCUCCAAAUAAGAUCAUACCACUGAACAAUAGCGACCAGCAUUAUAACAAAAUAUACUUAUCUCUAUGUUAACUAUUCUAGAUGUCAGACAAAAUAUUCUUAUAAGAUGAGGUCAAAAUAUUUUUAUUGAACUCAUAUAAUAAAUGGAUUGGAAAUUGUAAUGUAGCAAACAUUUUUUUGUCAGAUAUAUGUUGUAUACCUGACUACCAUAUCAAUUUUGUAUUACCCAGUAUUAAAGCUUUGAAAUCCAUUUAAAAAUUAUUUUUGCUAAUAUUUUUUGAAAUUGAUACCUUAAACUGUUAUACAUUUAAAAAAAGUUCUUCUAUAUUUUCCAGGUAUCUUAUGUGUUGUCAGUUUUUAAAUAUUCCAGAAAUACUAUGUUGAAGUUUAUGUAAAUGAAGUAAGACAUUGAUUGUUUAGCCCAAUGCAGGCCAGAAUAAUUUAUCUGGUGUUGAUACUCAUCCUGUACUCUGUUAAAGAGAUAACUCACAAAGUCAGCUUUGGUAAAUACAAAUAAAUACUACUGUGGGUAGCCUUGCAGAUCAGAAGUAUAACUUGAUCUUCUAGGAGCAAACCUUAACUAUUUUCGUGAAUCUCUUUUUAUGUCAUGUAUGUAAGUCCAUUGUUUUUGCAUAGCUUAUCAGUUCACCCAAAGCCCUGCUGUGAUUGUAUAACAAAACAUUACGGGUUACUCAAAUAUUUUGAAGCUACGCAUGUGCAAUUGCAGUACAUGUAAAUAAUUUUUUAAGAUACUUGUAGAAUAUUUUUUUUUUUAACAUUCCAAUUUCUUAUUUUUACUUUUAUAUUCAGAAUCUCAUCUUGUAGAACUAGUAGCUGAAAUUUACUCCUAAUUACAAAAUGUAUUUCAUAAUGAUAAGAAUUGACCCAUGUUAUGCCUUAUAUAUCUCAUGAUUGAUAGUCCCUCAGUCCUCACAAAUAUGUACAUGGUCAUUGUGUAAGAAAGGAUAGACUUUCUGUACUAUGAAAUUAUAUAUGUAUUGUAAUAUGUUCCUCUAAAUUCAGUAUUUUUGUGAUUUUACUUUUUAUCUUCAUACUUUUUAAUGAGGUACUAAACAUCCAUAUGUUUGAUACGCAGGGGAUUUUCGACACAUAAUCCAUAUGCAACUUAAUUCUAUGGUGUAUGCAUUUAAUUAUUUGUUAAUUAAUUAUAAAUUUGAUGUUUAAUAUUUUGUAAUAUAUUGUAUUAAGUAAACAUGCACAAUUACAUGCAUUUAAAUUUCAAUGUACUUGUAUCCUUAGUGAUUACAACCAGUAAAUGAAGGCCUAUUUCCUAAAUCCAUACUUAGUCCUUAUUCUAACAACCUCAAGUCUUACAGAAAAUGUUAACCGCAAUGUCUCUUGCCUUCAUUGAAGCGGGAUUAUUUGUCAUGUGUCUAUUUAUCUUCUUGUUUUCAAAAAUACAUUGAUGUAUAUGUUUGCACUUUUAAAAUAAAAACAUUAAAAAUUA
Molecule: messenger RNA, 2236 nt
Organism: Mytilus trossulus (common blue mussel)
Lineage: Eukaryota; Metazoa; Mollusca; Bivalvia; Mytilida; Mytilidae
Product: heme-binding protein 2-like
Exons: 6
Coding region: 120-779 (219 amino acids)
Molecular function (GO): heme binding
Source: RefSeq, a predicted model, not a curated record